Apodemus sylvaticus (European woodmouse) is the source of this 432-nucleotide messenger RNA. Its product is annotated as HIG1 domain family member 1A, mitochondrial-like. Gene Ontology annotation, cellular component: mitochondrion. NCBI's taxonomy places the organism in Eukaryota, Metazoa, Chordata, Mammalia, Rodentia, Muridae. The record is from RefSeq and is a predicted model, not a curated record. The transcript has a single exon. Bases 62 to 349 code for a protein of 95 amino acids. Gene Ontology annotation, biological process: mitochondrial respirasome assembly; negative regulation of apoptotic process.
GCCAGAAGCCAGCAGGACAGUAAGGGACGCCGUGUCUAGGAAGACUCUUUAAGAAACCACAAUGUCAUCCAACACAGACCUUUCUCUCUCUUCAUAUGAUGAAGGUCAGGGGUCUAAGUUUAUCUGGAAAGCUAAGGAGACACUGUUUGUCUCCAUUGGGAUGGCGGGCUUUGCAGCAAUUGUGGCAUAUGGAUUAUACAAGCUGAAGAGCAGGGGAAACACGAACAUGUCCAUUCACUUGAUCCACAUGCGGGUAGCCGCCCCGGGCUUUGUGGUGGGAGCCAUGACUCUUGGUAUGGGCUAUUGCAUGUAUCAGGAAUUCUGGGCCAAACCUAAGCCUAAGCCUUAGAAGAGCUGCUGCCUUGGUCUGGGAAGUGCCUGCUUUAGUUAGACGUCUCAUAUUGAGGUUAUGUGUUUGUGUCUGCAAUAAAU